GCAGGCACCACGCGCACCAGCUACAAGCUAGCGCAGGUCGAGCAGUAUGGGCGGCGCCGGCAGCAUGAGGAGGCUUGCGGCGGCGCUCAUGGUGGCGCUGGCGCUGGCCGCGGCGGGCAGCGCCCCGACGUGCGCGGCGCAGCCACUCCGGCGCAACUACUACGCUGGCGUGUGCCCCAGCGUGGAGUCCAUCGUGCGCGGCGUCGUGGCGAGGAAGGUCCGGCAGACCGCCACGUGCAUCGGCGCCACCGUGCGGCUCUUCUUCCACGACUGCUUCGUCCAGGGCUGCGACGCGUCGGUGAUGGUGGCGUCGGCCGGGAACAACACCGCCGAGAAGGACCACCCCAACAACCUGUCCCUGGCCGGCGACGGCUUCGACACCGUCAUCAGGGCCAAGGCGGCAGUCGACGCCGUGCCGCAGUGCCGGAACAAGGUGUCGUGCGCCGACAUCCUCGCCAUGGCCACCAGAGACGCCAUAGCCCUGGCCGGCGGCCCUUCGUACGCGGUGGAGCUGGGGCGGCUGGACGGGCUGAACUCGACGAAGAGCAGCGUCGACGGGAAGCUGCCGGCGCCCUUCUUCAACCUGGACCAGCUCAACAAGAUCUUCGCCGCCAAUGGGCUCUCGCAGGCCGACAUGAUCGCCCUCUCCGCCGGUCACACGGUGGGGCUGGCGCACUGCGGCACCUUCUCCGGGCGGCUCCGGGGGCCGUCGGCGCCGGACCCGACGCUGGACCGGGGCUACGCCGCGCAGCUGCAGGCGGAGUGCCCGGCGAACGCCGACCCCCGCGCCGCCGUGUCCAUGGACCCCGUCACGCCGGUGGCCUUCGACAACCAGUACUUCAGGAACCUGCAGGCCGGCAAGGGCCUGCUCGCCUCCGACCAGGUGCUCCACACCGACCCGAGGUCCAGGCCCACCGUCGACGCCUGGGCCCGGAGCGCCGCGGCGUUCGACCGGGCCUUCGUCGCGGCCAUCACCAAGCUGGGCCGCGUCGGGGUCAAGACGGGGGGCCAGGGGAACAUCCGCCGCAACUGCGCAGUGCUCAACUGAUUGCUGCCGAGCUGAUUUGUAAUGUAAACCAACCCAGUUUCUUUUCUUCAGACAGGUUUAAUUAGAGGAAACAAAUGAGGAUACAAGAAGAAAAUUGCAAAAUUAUUUAAAUCUCUACUUA
Molecule: messenger RNA, 1169 nt
Organism: Panicum virgatum (switchgrass)
Lineage: Eukaryota; Viridiplantae; Streptophyta; Magnoliopsida; Poales; Poaceae
Product: peroxidase 35-like
Exons: 3
Coding region: 47-1048 (333 amino acids)
Biological process (GO): hydrogen peroxide catabolic process; response to oxidative stress
Molecular function (GO): peroxidase activity; heme binding
Source: RefSeq, a predicted model, not a curated record